CUUUCCUGCCGGGACCUGCUGCAUCCCAGUUUUUCCCUCCAGCAGCUGCCCCGGGGAGAAUUAUCCCACAUCCUCCCUGCACUGAUGGAUGCUUGUGCUCACUGACCUACCCCGAUCCCAAAUCGCUCCCCAGGCCCUAAUCCCGGGGUUGGGAACGCCGGGCGGUUCCGUGCAGUCCGAGGUGCCGUCCCAUGGGAUGGGGAGAUGGGAAUCGCGGGAUUUUAGGGAGGGACAGAGUUAAAGGCGGGGAAGGAGGCUUUCCUCCUGGCACGUGGCUCCAUGUCAGCCGGCAGAGGCAACGCAGGGAAAGCGCAGGAGGAAUUCACCGGGAGCAGGGAGACGCUGCUUAGAGAGAAACCGGUGUUUGGAUCCUGGCAGCCAAGCUGAUCCCGGGCAGCAGAGCCGGUGGCGGUGCCGGCGGACGUGCUGACCAUGUUCAACGGGGAUGCCAGCUCCUCAUCCGCCAGGAAUGUGGUGCGCAGCUCCAGCAUCAGCGGCGAGAUGUACAACCUGGAGAAGAGCGCGCGCGGCAGCGCCGACUCCGUCACCGUCACCGCCAGCAAGAAGCGGCGCUCCAGCCUGGGCGCCAAGAUGGUGGCGAUUGUGGGGCUGUCCCAGUGGAGCAAGAGCACCCUGCAGCUCAACCAGACUGAGGGAGGCCCCAAAAAGCUGCGCAGCACCAUCCGCAGGAGCACCGAGACCGGCAUCGCGGUGGAGAUGAGGACCAGGGUGACCCGGCAGGGCAGCCGGGAAUCCACGGACGGCAGCACCAACAGCAACAGCUCCGACGGCACGUUCAUCUUCCCCACCACCCGGCUGGGAGCAGAGAGCCAGUUCAGCGAUUUCCUCGACGGGCUGGGGCCGGGGCAGCUCGUGGGGCGGCAGACCCUGGCAACCCCCCCGAUGGGUGAUGUCCACGUCAGCAUGGCUGACCGCAACGGGCAGCUGGAGGUGGACGUGAUCCAGGCCAGGGGACUCAUCCCGAAGAUGGGCUCCAAGUGCAUCCCUGCCACCUAUGUGAAGGUUUACCUGCUGGAAAACGGCGUCUGCCUGGCCAAGAAGAAGACCAAGGUGGUGAAGAAAACCUGUGACCCCUCGUACCAGCAGCCCCUGCUCUUUGAGGAGAGUCCCCAGGGCAAAGUCCUGCAGGUGAUCGUCUGGGGCGAUUACGGGCGCAUGGACCACAAGUGCUUCAUGGGGAUGGCCCAGAUCAUCCUGGAGGAGCUGGAUCUCUCCAGUGCUGUCUCGGGCUGGUACAAACUCUUCCCAACCUCCUCCCUGGCCGACUCCAGCAUCGGACCCCUGACCCGCCGCCUCUCCCAGUCCUCCCUGGAGAGCUCCACCAGCCCCUCCUGCCCAUAGAGGCUGGGAUUGGGAAGGAGACAUCCAAGGAGACCUUGCAGAACUGGUCAUGGAGAGCUGUAAAUAUCCUUUUUAUUUUCUCCUUUUCAGUUUUUCAUUUUCAAUCUCCUUUUACCCCCCAAAAAAUCCGCCCUGGACGCCCUCCCCAGGAAGGGAGAGGGAGCGAGGGCAGGGGGGAAGGAGAGGCAAAAAUUCCCUCCGAGGGCUGUGACUGCCAGCAAAUCCCAGACUGUUCCCAGACCUCGUCCUGGAAGCUCCCAGGUUCUCUCCCAACCCUGCUGGGAGCAGCUCAGUCUGGCUGAGGACGAGGUUCCUUUUUCCUCCCAUUCCCUUUCCCUGCCUCUGAGGAAAAGGUGGCUUUCCAAGGGGAAAACCCCACCGAACUCAGAACAAAUCCAACUCAGCACUAUUUUUGUUUUCCAAGGAAUGUAGCAUCUUCUCUUAUGUAGCUUUGCCACGUGCUAACAACACAAUCACUGCAAUAUCCAAGAGAACUCUGGAUGGACCGGGAACAUCUGCCAGUUUCAUCCCGUUUGGUCGCUUUCCCAGCACUUUUGGUGGCCAUUUCCCUGCCUUUUUUUUCCCAGUUUUUUUGGUUUUCCCAGGAGCAUGUAGCCUGUGACCAUUGCCAAAGCAAGAGGGGACAGGGAAAGGGGCGCUUGCCUCCCCUCAGUGUCCACUGGGCUUCUCCUCGUGUCUCACUGCUGACCGCGCUCAUGUCCAGCCAAAACCAGACCCGAAGGACAGACUCUGGGAAUGCCUGACGGGAGGUGGGAGAAGGCGACCCAACGGAGCGGGAAUAGCGGGAUCCUGGCGGAUCAGCUGCCUCCCAGCCCCCUCCUUCCCGGCUGGAGGGCUGGGAUAUUCUCCUCGAGGUCUGGAAUGCUCCUUGGAGCUGAGAUGUCCUCCUUGAGGUCUGGAAUGCUCUUCUUAGAUCUUGGAUGUCCUCCUUGAGGUCUGGCUGUCCCUCCUCAGGGUCUGGAGAGCCCUGCUCAGGGUUGGGACACUCUCCUCGAGGUCUGGAAUGCUCUCCUCGAGGUCUGGAAUGAUCUCCUUGUGGUUGGCAUUCCCUCCUCAGGAGUUGGGAUACCCUUCUUGGGGUCUGGAAUAUCCUCCUUGGAGUAGGAUGCUGUCCUUAAAGGCUGUGAUUCCCUCCUCAGGAGUUGGGAUAGCCUCCCUGAGGGCUGGGAUGACCUUCCCAAGAUCUUGGAUCCCCUUCUGGAGAUGUUCUCCUUGGAGCUGGGAUCUCCUCCUCCUCUUCCAGACUGGGCCGUCCGCCUUGAGAUGUGGGAUUCCCUUCCUGGGCUCUGGGAUUCCCUUCCUGGGCUCUGGGAUUCCCUUCCUGGGCUCUGGGAUUCCCCUCCUGAGCUCUGGGAUUCCCUUCCUGAGCUCUGGGAUUCCCCUCCUGAGCUCUGGGAUUCCCUUCCUGGGCUCUGGGAUUCCCUUCCCGGGCUCUGGGAUUCCCUUCCCGGGCUCCAGCACACUCCCCUCGAGAUCUGGGGCAUCCUCCUUGGGGUUGGGACGCUUCUGGAGAGCUGGGAUGCCCUCCUGGAUACUUGAAUUCCAAGCAGGAGCGGGAUCCAACCCUGGUUCUUUCCAGGGGAACAUCUCAAAAGCAGCUCUGGAAUUCAGGGGACAGACAAAGGAGUGGAAGUUCCUUAGUGGGAUGAGUGUUUUUGGGGUUUUUUGUUUGUUUUGUUUGUUUUUCCAAGCAGCAUUUUGGUUCCCUCUGAGGGAUCCAGUUCUUGUAGCAAACCCGGGAAUUACGGAAGCUUUUUUUGAAGGUGCCUAUUGAAAUUUGCUGAAAUUACUCAGGGGAGACACCACUAGAAACUCUUGGUUUCUUCAUCAAAUAUUCCUAAAUCCAAUGACUGUCCUGAAGGAUCAGUUCCCAAGAGAGAAGGAACAAAAUCCCGACACACCGAAAGAUGAGGAGACUGGAAGAGGACAAGAGGUUGAUGGGGAAUUUCAUGGGGCUGGCUCUGACCUUCAGUCUUCACCACAAAGCACCCCACAGCACGGUUGGGGUUUUUAUAGGAUUAUUUCUUGGCAAAACCCAGAAUUCCAUGAUGCACAGAGCACAACAAACCCACAUGGGCUUCUCCUGGUGGCACCGGGAAUGAAGAACCAGCUCAGCCACAGUGGAACAAACCCAAACCUGAAGGAAAAGACUUGGGAUGAAGCUGUUCCACAAACCCAACCCCAAACCUGGUGGUCCAUAAAACCAAACCUGGGAGUCCUCAACCCCAAAUCUGGGGUCCACAAACCCAAACCUGAGGGUUCACAAAUUCAGAGCUUGGGAUUCACAACCCCAAAUCUGGGGUUCCACUAACCCAAACCUGGGAGUCAACAAACUCAACUUGGGAGUCUACAAACCCAAAUCUAAGGAAUCAUAAACCCAAACCUGACAAAUUCAAGCCUUGAGGUCCACAAAUCCCCAGAAUCUGGGGUUGUAUAACCCCAAAUCUGGGGGCCCAAAACCCCAAACUUGGUUUUCCUUAACCCCAAAUCUGGGGUUCUACUGACCCAAAUCUGGAGGCCCACAACCUCAAACUUGGGGGUUCACAAAUCCAGAUUUGGGGCAUCAUAAAUCCAAACCUGAAGGUUCAGAAAUCCAAACCUGGGGUUCCAUAACCCCAAAGUUUCACAACCCUGAAUCUUGGGGUCCGCAAAUCCCCAAACUUGGGAGUCUACAAACCAGAUCUGCAGGUCUACAAACUCAGACUUUGGGAUCUACAAACCUACACUUGGGGUUCCACAACCCCAAAACCGUGGCCAGCAGGACUCGUCUGUGCCGUGGCCGAUUCACCCGACACUGCCACAACUCAGCACCGUUGUGACCGGGACUCGGAGCUGCUGCCGUGACUUUGCCAACUCCAAGGCAAUUCCGAGAAGGGAAUUGGCCGGAUCCUGCUGAGCUGGGAUGGGGAAAAAUUCAUCCUUUUUACCCCUGUGAAGGAUGAAAGAUGAAAUCCUCCUCUGCUGGUUGGAGCGCGGGCUGCGGUUCCUGGGUGGAGACCUCUGGGAAUGUGGGAUGGCCUGAACCUCCUGUGGUUUGGGGAACAAACUUGGUGCCCUUGGGUGCUGAGACAGGAAGAAACAACAAAGAACAAAGAACUCGAUGUUCUCCCGAGCGCAGAGCAAUUCCCUGAGGCCAAUGGAAUCACGGCAAACAGAAUUCCAUGGGGCUCAACCUGGCUGAGCCUGUGCUUUUGACUCUCCAUGGGGGAAACCAUCCCAAAAGGAAAAGCUUUUCGCUCCUCCAAGCUGCCCCUCUUCCCUCUGGCUUCAGCAACUCAAUGCUGAUGGAAACCCUCCAAAUGUGCCGUGGUGGGAUGGUCCCAGAUGGAGCAGGAGUGUGGGCAGAGCAGGGAGCUGAGCAGGGACGUUCUGCUCCCGGCGUGGGCACAGCUUCCCACCCCCUCCGCAUUCCCGCGUUCCUCCAGCAGCGCUUCCCUGCUCCGUCCCUGCCAGGAACAUCCCACCAGGAUCACCCAACCAGGAUCAUCCCACCAGGAUCAUCCCACCAGGAUCAUCCCACCAGGAACAUCCCACCAGGAUCAUCCCACCAGGAACAUCCCACCAGGAUCAUCCCACCAGGAACAUCCCACCAGGAUCAUCCCACCAGGAUCAUCCCACCAGGAACAUCCCACGGCUGUGCUGUGACAGGGAGCAGGGGCGGGGGAUGAGCAGCAUGGCGCGGCCACCGUGUGCUCCCCAGGGCCAACACGAGCAUCCCUGCUUUUCUGCUGGAAAAAUCCUGGUGAAAUUCCACUGGGGAAUGAGGAAAACUCAAAUAUUUUGGCUCAUGGAUCACGGAGGAUGAGUUGGGGGUGACAAGGACAAAGUGCAGCCCUCCAUGGGAGAGGUUCUGGAGAAGUGGAAACACCAUGGAUUGCACCAAAACCCAGGAAAACAUUCCCUCCUUCCCUUCCAGCCACACAUUUCCCAGCAGGAACGACCCACCUUAAACUGGUGUGGGGAGCCCAAACUUGGGGAAGAGCCAGGAUUGUGCCACACUGGGCUUGCAACAUCAGCUCCUCAUUUCUCAACCCCCAGGACCUCGUGUCAGACGUUUUGCUUCCUCAAACAACCAGAAACACACAGCCAAGACACUCAGAAAUCCCCAACAGCCCCAUGCCAGCUCCUGAGGAAACAAACUCCAUCCCAGGAUAAAUUUCUGCACUCCAAGGUUGGUUUUUUUUGUUGUUUUUCUGGGGGAAUGUUUCCUCACAAAGGGCAUCUUUCGAUGUGCAAUGUGAUUUGCAAAAUUCCCUGGAAGGAAUUUUGAGUUUUAUGAUUUCCUCUAUUUUCUAUCAAAAAAAGAAAUCCAAAGCACUGGAUUUGCUGGGGAUUUUUUCCUGGAAAGAGGAAUUCAGAUGGAAUUAAAUCAGUUUUUCAGCCCAUUUGACACCCAGCCCCCAGCAGAGAGGAGCAGCUCCCACCUGACACUGACAGAGCUGAAAUCCAAACCCCCAGCUGUAAUCACAAGGAUGGAUUUGACAAAAAAAGCCUUGGAAUGAUACUGAAACAUCCCCUAAAAACUGACAAAAUUCACACAAAGCACAGAAAACACUCCAAGAUUCCAGGCCUGAGUUAUCCCUGCUUUUCCACCAGCCUGGAAUGGGCCAGAUUUGCCAAAACCCAGUGAAAAUUUCCAAGAAAUUGGGAUCAGUCAGAAUCCAGCUCCUGUUUCACCAUCAUCAGGGCGUGCUGAAAACCUGGGAGAGGAGGUUUGGAUGGAGUUUUCCCAAAAUCCAGCACCAAUUCCCUGAACCUACUGCCACAGGGCACUGGAGAGAGGGGGGAAAGAUUCCCUCCACCUUUCCCAGCUCUGCCAACCUUUCCUCCAGGAGCUGGCAGUUCCUGGCUCCAAUCAGACCAGGAAUUCCUCAGGAAUGGGAUCAGGAUUUCCUUGGCUUCCAGGGAAUCUCUUCUGUUCACUGCCUGACACCACAACUUGGGAAAUCCAGUCUGGAUUCCACAAUUCCCCCCUGGACUCACCAACCCCAGCAGGGCAGGAAUGAUUUUUCCUCAUACAAAAUAAUCCCUAAAAAACUGCACCAGGAAUGUUUUUCCAGGUGGAAAAUUUUUCUUCCAGUUGACUCAGAUGCUUCUUUCUGGAUGGAUGGGAAAUGCCUGGAUGUGGGAACCUCUGGAAGGUGUGGGAUUGGUUUGGAAAAGAACAGAAUUGUGCAGACCAAGGAACAGUGGCCAAGCUGAAUCCAACCUAAAUGUGUUUUUCCUCAUGGAUGGGAAGAGCUCUCCCUGCUUUCCCUCGGGAUUUCACAGCUACAGAUGGAUCUGGAGAAUUCCCUGCAGGAACAGCAGGGUUUGCAUCCCACUCUGGUGAGGGCAGCACAGCCUUUUCCAAUAUUUUUGUAGCAAACCUGUUCCAACUGGAAGUCUUCCCUCUCUCCAUAGGAUCCCAGGCUGGCUUGGGUGGGAAAGACCUUAAAAUCCAUCGAAUUCCAGCCCCCCAGAGCCUGCUCCCAGCCCCAUCCUGGGACACCUCCAGGGACAGGGCAGGAUUUCUUUUUCAUGGAGAAACCCCUCCCAAUCCUUGGCUGGUUGGUUAAAGGUGUGAAAAUCACUUUUAGGAGUUCAAAAGCUGCAGGGAUUACUUUUUUUUGGGGAAAAAAAAAA
Messenger RNA from Parus major (Great Tit), 7008 nucleotides. RefSeq names its product regulating synaptic membrane exocytosis 3 (gene RIMS3). Gene Ontology annotation, cellular component: presynaptic membrane; cytoskeleton of presynaptic active zone. The coding region runs from base 433 to 1362 and encodes 309 amino acids. The record is from RefSeq and is a predicted model, not a curated record. Lineage: Eukaryota; Metazoa; Chordata; Aves; Passeriformes; Paridae. The transcript is spliced from 7 exons. Gene Ontology annotation, biological process: regulation of synaptic plasticity; regulation of membrane potential; calcium ion-regulated exocytosis of neurotransmitter. Gene Ontology annotation, molecular function: small GTPase binding; transmembrane transporter binding.